Rotaria sp. Silwood2 is the source of this 411-nucleotide messenger RNA. The record is from the annotation of a GenBank genome assembly. Lineage: Eukaryota; Metazoa; Rotifera; Eurotatoria; Philodinida; Philodinidae.
AUGGUAAAAGACAUGAUGUUUCGAUUGGCCAAUGGUCAAAAUAUGAUUCUGACUGGGGACUUCAAUAUUAAACCUUGGAAAACGUCGUACCGUGCGAUAUUAGAAAGAGGUUUUAUUCGUGGUCGCCUACCAUUAUCGAGCAUUUAUUCAAUACAUUAUCAUCCAAAUACUGAACAGGUAUUGAAAAGUGCUUAUCUGGAGAAGAAUGGAUCUGAACCCGCGUUUACAGCCUUUUCUUCUACACCAAAUAGUCCUGACUUUUGUGCCACAACUGACUACAUAUUUUUUGCUGGCCAUCUCACUGUCGAUAAAGUAUUACCACUGCCAAGUUAUCCCAACAGUGAAUCUUAUCCUGAUGCAAAACAUCCGUCGGAUCAUCUGAUGAUUGCGGCAACAUUCCGAUUUAAUUAA